UGCUAAAGGGUUUUCCCACUAGCUACUCACUCUCCUCUGAUUCUCUUGCUCGAUCUUUGUUUCCAGAUUCCCUCUCGUUGAAAUCUUGUAGUUAAACAAGGUUUCUCCCUCUGUUUUUGGAACCAGAAAUGACGACUUUGAACCCGUUCGAUCUCUUGGGAGAUGACUCUGAGGAUCCAAGCCAGAUUGUUUUGACUUUACCCAAGAAAGAGAAACCAGCUCCUGUUCAGCCUGCCAAGGCCGCUAAGUUGCCUACCAAGCCACUUCCUCCUUCUCAAGCUGUGAGGGAGUCAAGAAAUGGUCCUUCAGGAGGUCGUGGUGGUGCUCCUGGACGUGGGCCUCCUCGUGGUUCAUUUAACCCUGGUGGAAACAGACCUCAUGAUCCUAAGGACGGACCAAAAGAUGGAGAAAGGAACGGUGGGUUUCGUGGAUACCGUGAGAGUGGUGGUCGUGGUGGACACGUUGGUGGAUUUGCUAAUGGUAAAACUGGUGAUGUUGAACGUCCGAGGAGGGUCUAUGAUCGCCGUAGUGGAACAGGUCGUAGUAAUGACGUGAAACGUGAGGGUGGUGGUCGUGGAAACUGGGGUACCCCUGAAGAUGAUAUUCAACCAGCAACCGAGGAGACCACAACAGAGGUUGAGAAGAGCUCUGUUGCUGAGAAGGAAGGAGGUGAGGAUGCUACCACUGAUGCAAAGAAAGAAGCUCCUGAAGUUGAGCAAGAACCUGAAGACAAGGAGAUGACGCUGGAAGAGUAUGAGAAGAUUCUGGAGGAGAAGAAGAAAGCUCUGCAAGCCACAAAGGUUGAGGAAAGGAAAGUUGACACCAAAGUGUUUGAGUCUAUGCAACAGCUCUCUAACAAGAAGACUAAUGAUGAGGAGAUCUUCAUCAAGCUGGGAUCCGACAAGGACAAACGCAAAGAUGCUGCUGAGAAAGAAGAGAAGGCCAAGAAGUCGUUGAGCAUUAACGAGUUCUUGAAGCCGGCUAAGGGAGAGAGAUACAACCCAAGAGGUGGAUACCGUGGUCGUGGACAGAGAGAUGGAGGUCGUGAUGGUCGUGGACAGAGAGAUGGAAAAGUUAAUGGAGGAAACCAAAAGAAUGGAGGAGCUCCUGCUCCAGCUAUCGAAGACAGUGCUCAGUUCCCAUCGUUGGGCAAGUAAAGACACAACCCCUUCUGGACCAUCAAGCAUAUCUAUCUAUCUCCACUCUCUCUUUAGUUUAAUUUUGCUGUUUUAGUUCCAUCAGUUUUUGUUACACUUUCUCUGCAAAACAAGUUUGGUAGGUUUGACUUUAUGAUGGAAAAACAAAGUUAUAAUCCUUCUGUCUCACAAAAUUUUAGAUCCUUCUGAUCUUAACUGCCCCUGUUGAUUACUGUGAUUAAUCUAGUCUUUUGAACAAGAAAUGUCUUACUGAAAAUGAAGCAUAAUUCGAAUUAUUUUCUAAGAUUGGAAAAACUAGAAAAGGUUUCUCCCUUAUUCGCAUGAAAGGGCUUGUUACUAUAAAAUUUAUGGGUUUCAAACUUGAAAAAUACAUCAAAUAAAGAAUAGCAAAGCUACAAAAUGAAAGAAAAAUGAUUCAACGAGUUGUCAAUUAUAGAAGUCUUACAUGCAAUGCAAACAAAUGAUAAUAAUGGUUGUAGAUGAUCCAAAGAGACUUGUUGGAG
This is a messenger RNA of Eruca vesicaria subsp. sativa (arugula), 1660 nucleotides long. The record is from the annotation of a GenBank genome assembly. Lineage: Eukaryota; Viridiplantae; Streptophyta; Magnoliopsida; Brassicales; Brassicaceae.